CUCGCCCGCCCCGCCACCUCCUGACCCGCCAUUCCGCCCCAAAACUUUCCGUUUUCCCCUUCCCACUCUCCGGGACUUCCUUGUGCCGCCUGUACGCGCGGAGGGGGAGGAGGAGGCGUGUGCGGCGGCGGCGGCGGCGAGGGGGGAUUUACAGUCUCCUCGCAGGCUGGCCGGGACCCCGGGGGAAGAGGAGUUGCACCAUGCGCGGCAAGUGAGGGGAAAGUCUCCGCUCAGCGCCGCCCGCAGAAGUUGAGGCUCUCCCCCCGCCGCCCGCGGGAGCGGGAGCUGUGCCUUUAACGCCCGCUGAGCGAGGUAUAAACUUGUCAGCAGCUGUUCCAAGGAUCCAGUCUGCUUCCACCCUCAUGAUAUGAUGGGGUGUGGUGCUUCAAAACUUGGCUACUCUAUGCCUGGGAAGAGUGAAUCAACUUUAAUUAGGUACCUAAGGAUAAAACUGGCCUGAAGGGAAAAUCUGGGGGAAACUGGGGAGCUUGACUGUUCUUGCACCUGACCCUCUCAGCUGUCAGAUGCGGUGAUCUCCAUGGUAACUCAAACCCCCAGACUCUUGACAGCAGCCUGCGAGGAGCAGCAUUCAGCAGCUCAAGGGUCUCACGACCAGAGCGUGGAUUACACUUCUCGUAAACCUCAUCAUAUUGAGGUUGGGCUAAGAUGAGCAUAACCAGUGACGAAGUGAAUUUCUUGGUGUAUCGCUAUCUCCAGGAAUCGGGUUUCUCCCACUCGGCCUUCACCUUCGGUAUUGAGAGCCACAUCAGCCAGUCCAACAUCAACGGAACACUAGUGCCACCUGCCGCACUCAUCUCCAUCCUCCAGAAGGGGCUCCAGUAUGUGGAGGCCGAGAUCAGCAUCAACGAAGAUGGUACAGUAUUUGACGGCAGGCCGAUAGAAUCACUGUCUCUGAUAGACGCGGUGAUGCCUGAUGUUGUUCAGACCCGGCAGCAAGCAUUCAGAGAGAAACUAGCUCAGCAACAAGCCAGUGCAGCGGCGGCAGCAGCAGCAACGGCAGCAACAGCGGGAGCAACUACGACUGCUGUUUCCCAGCAGAACACACCAAAGAACGGAGAAGCCACUGUGAAUGGAGAGGAGAAUGGGGCACAUGCAAUAAAUAAUCAUUCAAAGCCAAUGGAAAUUGACGGGGAUGUUGAAAUUCCUCCUAACAAAGCAACAGUCCUUCGGGGUCAUGAAUCAGAGGUGUUCAUCUGUGCCUGGAACCCUGUCAGUGACCUGCUAGCAUCUGGAUCCGGAGACUCAACGGCCAGAAUAUGGAAUCUCAAUGAAAACAGCAACAGUGGUUCCACUCAACUAGUUUUGAGGCACUGCAUAAGAGAAGGAGGACACGAUGUCCCCAGCAAUAAGGAUGUGACUUCAUUGGACUGGAAUAGUGAUGGAACACUAUUGGCUACAGGCUCGUAUGAUGGUUUUGCAAGAAUAUGGACAGAAGAUGGUAACCUUGCAAGCACCUUAGGUCAACAUAAAGGUCCAAUAUUUGCCCUGAAAUGGAACAAAAAGGGGAAUUAUAUUUUAAGUGCUGGUGUUGAUAAAACAACAAUAAUUUGGGAUGCUCACACAGGAGAAGCUAAACAGCAGUUUCCUUUCCAUUCAGCUCCUGCUCUGGACGUAGACUGGCAGAACAACACUACUUUUGCCUCCUGCAGCACUGACAUGUGCAUUCACGUAUGCAGACUUGGCUGUGAUCGUCCCGUUAAAACCUUUCAAGGACACACAAACGAGGUUAAUGCAAUCAAAUGGGACCCAUCUGGCAUGCUACUAGCAUCUUGCUCCGAUGAUAUGACAUUAAAGAUUUGGAGUAUGAAGCAAGAUACCUGUGUACAUGAUCUUCAGGCUCACAGCAAAGAGAUUUAUACUAUCAAAUGGAGUCCUACAGGACCAGGCACCAGCAACCCAAACUCCAACAUCAUGUUAGCAAGUGCUUCGUUUGAUUCCACUGUUCGGCUGUGGGACGUUGACCGAGGAGUCUGCAUCCAUACGUUAACAAAACAUCAAGAGCCUGUCUACAGUGUAGCUUUUAGUCCUGAUGGAAAAUAUCUAGCCAGUGGGUCCUUUGACAAAUGUGUCCAUAUAUGGAAUACUCAGAGUGGAACUCUAGUACAUAGCUACCGAGGCACCGGGGGCAUCUUUGAAGUCUGCUGGAAUGCUAGAGGAGACAAAGUGGGAGCAAGCGCAUCAGAUGGAUCGGUUUGUGUUCUAGAUCUGCGGAAGUAAAAGUGAAAUGUUUUAGAAGAAAUUUCAAAUGGACCAGCAGUGAAUGUGUGGGGAGAAGCACUCUUCAAAACUAUUCUUAACAGCUCCAGAACUGUACGAACUUGAACAAAGUUAGAGUGUACCGUGAAACCAACUCUCCCUGGCCACAGGUGUCUAGUAUUUUGUCCGUAACCUUCAUCAAGGAGUAAAAACGCAGUCACUUCAGAGGGGGAGGGAAUGGUUUCCACCUGGAACAUUCAGCCUUGGAAGCAUGAAGCCACCAGCUAGGCAUUGCACUGUUUGGUUUGCAUCUGAGAACUUGCUCUGAUGGCUGGGAAAAAAAGCUGUGCCAAAAAAAUUAAUAAAAAAAAAAAAAAAAGAAAAAUGCUGUGAUAAACCAAAAGGGAAAAAAAAUCCUCCUCCAUGCGGUGUUGUAUUUUUUCCUUCCAAUUUGGACACUACAGUUGCUCUCCCAAAGGACGUUCAAAGACCAGUUUGUACUGAUGAAAUGCUCAACUUUGUAAUCACAACACUUUCUAUUUUCUAGACUACUUUUUUUGUUCAGUGGUUUUUCUAUCAGCUGGAAUAUUACAGCCUGGAGGAUCCCAGGCUUAGGAUGAAACUUUUGUUUUCCUUUUAUUUCUCCCUUCCACUCCCAACUUCUCCUUCCUUUUUUUUCUCUCCUCUUUCUUCUUGCCCUUUUUUUUUUUCUUUUUUCCCUGUAUGCCCAUAGUAGAUGCAGCCAGGUGGACAUGACAAUGAAAAUUUUUGACAGACUGCUUCUCCUCUCUUCUUUCUCUUCCUUUUCCUUUCUUUCUCUCCGUUUAAAAGAAAAAAAAAUCCUCCAUGCUUCAGAUCUUAGCGUCUCAAGGGCACUUUCAGCAAAUUGUGUAAUAAGUGCUUUAUAUAAGAAUGCAGUGCUGGGGAAGAUUUUUACAGGAGAAAGAUGACUUUUAACAGAAAGAACCCAGUGUAUUUUUGGAAAAAAAAUAUUUUUUAUGUUAAACAGUUUUAAAAGCCUAAAAUGGCCACCAAAUGUAGACCAGUUGUGUAAUUCAAGCAAAAAGAAUGACACAGAGUCCAAGGAACAUGAAAGGUGCAGUAUCCUUUUUCUCUUCUCUCUCAGAAAGUCCUGUUAGAAAAAAUGCCAUUUGAUACAAUAAAUGCCAGUCAUUUACUGAGUCCUCUUCCAGCAGCCAGCCAUUUAUAUAGUCUCGUUUCAUUUUUGUGGCUGUUUGAUGGUGUACACUUAUUAAAAGGGAUUCAUAAGUUUGAGAGUAUAAAUACAGCAUUCAUUUUCUUGAGUCCGUAUUUUUGUUUACCCUCGGUAACCAGGGGAAAACGCUUGUGUAUCUUCUUUCCUCUAGAGAUAGUUCAAAUUUCAUACAGAACAUGGGUUUGGCUGCCCGUGGCCUUGCUGAGCAGUGCCGUCCUCCACUAUUCAUCCACUCAGCUGUUUCUGUUCCAGUAAGUCAGUGGGAUUUUACCACUGACUUUAUGAGACCAGUUGAACCAAGAUAACAUUCACUGCAUCUGUCACUGUUGAAGAAUGGACUCUUGCCAAGCUCCUGUCCAUCCAUGGUGAGCACGCGCCUAGAAGCAGGCUCUUCCAUUGCACCUGGCAGUGUGUGGCAGUACGUGCGUGGGCUGCGUGCUACGAGGGAAGUGCUGGGUCUGCACCUGGAGGCUCCGCGUCUGCCCAGACAGGUUUAGCCUUGAGGGUGUCCUCAGUGCGGUGCUCAGAAGACAACGUAGAGCUCUCCGUUAGGUGAGGACAUGAUAAACCAUAUAUAAAUUAUAUCGCAACAUAUAUACCACUGUAAAGUUGUAGUGGGUGAAAUGAUCGGAGUGACAAUAAAGACUUCCAAAGCACCACCUAUCCACUUUGGACAAGAUUUCCUUACUGCAAGGUAGACAUCUGCAGGGAUGCCUACUGAAGACUCCUUUACUCUUAAGAGCAAACGAUGGAUGCAAAGAAGGAUGCAUAGGCAGAGUUUACUGAAAGUGCUGUAAACGAUAAGGCAGCCUUGGGGUAGUGGCAGACAAAUCCUCCGAACUGGCUGAGUCAGGUGUCCUCUCUAGCCCACAGGCUAGGCUAGGAUUUGUAGGAGAGAGAAAAACAAACAAGCAGAGAACCCCCCUAACAUCUUGCCCAAAGUCGCUAUUUCUGUAACACAGGAUCUUCCCUUUGAUUUGACCACAGCUGCUGAGGUGGUGAUUUGAUCUGAUAGAGCCCUAAUGCUGAACUGGUGGUGUAAGACCUGCCAGGCAUCUUGGCAUCAUCAUGGCAUCGUGGAAUCUGUACGUCAUUUUUUUUCUCCUGUGUUUUCCUCUCUUUAUGCUCGCAUCUGUACAGCAUCUUAGUCCUUCCAGUGGAACUAGGCACUGCCAGCUUCAACUGCGUUUCUUAAAGAUACAUAUUUGGAAAGGAGAAACGAAUGAAAAGGAAUAGCUGCAAAAAGGGUUACUCAGUCCUGAGGUGAAAACAGUUAUGUGGGAUUUUGGUUUAUUAAUGACAGUUAAGCUUGUUUGUAAUUUAUAUCAAAAAAUUGGACACUGGAAGAUACCAAGGAUUAUUUUCGGUGUUAAAUGCGUUUAUGUGUUGGUUUUAGUUUUCUGCUCCAAGAGCAUGGGCUGUAGAUGAUUACAUGGCAGUUUUGCACUGUUUUAUAAUAACCACGUGUACCUACUAAUUGAAAGUCACUACUUUAAAAAAAAAAGAGUACUUGUUCGAAGAGAGACUUGAAUUUGAAUACAAAGGUUUAAUGUGGUUUUAUAAAGCACGGUUGGGUCGAUGAUUUGAUUACAGUCAUUGCAUGUACACGGUUAACUUCCUAAGCUGCUUUUGGGUGGCGUUUCUGAGAAUAACACGCAGAAGCUCCAGGUCUGCAGGCAGCGGAGGGCAGCUCGGAUGGGGCCCUGGCCUUGCCUCUGUCCCCUGAGCGACACCCGAAUAGACCAGACCUCGGGAUUCAAAGAGAUGAGGUUGCUCAAUGCGAGUUCAGCGAUGCCGCAUGGCUGGCUGGCUGCAUAGCCCGUGUUCCGUGGUUGUUCCCGGGAUAGCUACUGUAGAUAAGUGGGCGAUGUCCGUGAUGCCUGCUUCUUUUUCCUUUUUCCUUUUUUCAAAUUGUGAGAAGACCACCUUUCCUCUGCCCGCCUACAUGGAGGUAAGAAGCCAAGAGAACCAAAAUUUCAAAAUCAGUUGGUUUGCAAAGCCUACGUGUGAGAGAGGCUGCUGGUCCAGAGUUUUCUGUACAGACUAUCGGAUUUGAAAGCGGCAUAUGUGAGAAGCUAAGAAAGUUCACCUUUCUUCCCCUCCCCAAGACCCUAAAGACUCGAAAAUGCUCAAAGAUACUGUAGUAGAUAGUUUUCAGCUAAAAUGAGGGCAGCUCUUAAGGAAGGCAGAAGAUGCAGUUGCGAAGGCUGAUCCUAGCCUAAGGAGCUGGUGUCUUUAGGAGGUGGGCAAUGGGAAGAGCGGCUCUUCCAGGCUGUAGUUCACCGUGGACGUCUAAGCCUAGACCUGCAGAACUGUCCUCGUGGGAGCUCCCGAUUUCCUCGUGCUGCGUUGGCAUCCGCCGGCUAGCGGUGCCUUUCUGCAGCUCCCCUGCAACAGAACAGCAUGAAGCAACAGGCCGGUGGACUUCUUUUUUUUUUUCAUACAAUAUCUUUUGAUAAUCGUGUUUAUAGUUCUUUGUAACACAAGAGAAAUUGAAAAACCUAAGUGACCAAACAGGACUGUGAAACCAUCGAGAGACUUACUGGAUUUUUAUCAUUGCUGGCUGUCUGGAACUGGCCUUGAAGUGAAAAAAAAACCAGUUUCUGAAAAACCACUCAACUCGAGGGGUUAGAAGGAUACUGAAUCUUUUAUGUAGGAAACACUGGGUCCCUUAUGGGGCAUUAAAGGGCCUGACUUACAGGGUUAUACACACAUUAACCCCAUGCUACAUCUUAGAAAUUUCCUUUUAAUUUGUUUUAAAAAAAAGAAAAGAAAAAAUAGCUAAUUUUAGAGCCAAGUGAAGUGCACUUUGUCAAAUGUAAGGGUCUGCUUUGUUUUUGGGUUUCUUUUUCUUUUUCCCUUUUUAAUUUUUCCUCCUUUUUUUUUUCCUCCUUUUGCCUUUUUAAAAGAUGUGGUUCUUUGUCAAUUGCAGAAAUGUUCUUUCAGCCACUCACUGAAAUUCUGAAUUCUGGCUUCUGCAGUUUUUAUUGUCUGUGUCAGACUUGCAGCCAGACUUGGUUCUCAUUUCAGCAUUUCCCAGGUUCUGUUGAAACAACAUCAACCCUUAUUUUGUUUCUCCCCCACCCACACUUCCUUCAAAUUCACCUUGUGUAUUGUAGCUCAUUUGUUUUAAGGAGAGAAUCAACAGAUCAUAUUCAGUGUCUUGAAUAAAUUGCUAUAUUUUGAUAUUAGAGAA
This is a messenger RNA of Harpia harpyja (harpy eagle), 6629 nucleotides long. RefSeq names its product transducin beta like 1 X-linked (gene TBL1X). The transcript has 18 exons. Gene Ontology annotation, cellular component: histone deacetylase complex. Lineage: Eukaryota; Metazoa; Chordata; Aves; Accipitriformes; Accipitridae. The coding region runs from base 667 to 2238 and encodes 523 amino acids. Gene Ontology annotation, molecular function: transcription corepressor activity; protein binding. The record is from RefSeq and is a predicted model, not a curated record. Gene Ontology annotation, biological process: regulation of transcription by RNA polymerase II.